Sorex araneus (European shrew) is the source of this 879-nucleotide messenger RNA. Its product is annotated as calcium homeostasis modulator protein 2-like. The record is from RefSeq and is a predicted model, not a curated record. Gene Ontology annotation, molecular function: monoatomic cation channel activity. The transcript has 4 exons. NCBI's taxonomy places the organism in Eukaryota, Metazoa, Chordata, Mammalia, Eulipotyphla, Soricidae. The coding region runs from base 1 to 879 and encodes 292 amino acids.
AUGGCUAACUCCAUUGCCCGCUUCCUGUCAGACAUUUUCAGGAGCAAGGAUUUUGUGACAUUAAAUGGGCUGGUGGCUCUGGGCAUCACGGGUGGCCAGGAACUCUUCUCCUUGUUGGCCUUCCAGUGCCCUUGUGAACCAGUUCGGAACUGCCACAUCAUCCUCAACAACCAAAGCAGGAUCGAGUGCCGGUGGUUCAGGGCCAAGAAAUGCCCAUGCAUCCUAUAUUCCAUCGUGGGCCGCGCAGCCGUGGCCCCCCUCACCUGGUUGGUCAUCUCCCUGCUGCGAGGGGACGCCUACGUCUGCGUAUUCAGCGAGUUUGUGGACCCGUCCUCGCUCACGGCUGAGAACGAGAGCUUCCCUCUCUCCCACGCCACGCAGAUCCUGGCCAGGUUCCCUUGCGGGGAGAGCCCUGACAACCUGUCUGGGUUCCGGGAGGAAGUGAGCCGCAGGCUCAAGUCUCCCCUGCACGCGGGCCCCAGUCGGGCAGUGAGAAUGGCCGUGGUGGUGUUCCUGAUCAAGUGCCCCAAGGCCUGCUGCUGGAAGCUCGGCUACCACCAGGAGGCCUACAGGGCCCGCUACCUCACCAAUGAGGAGCAGCUCUUGCGACGCAGGGCCGAGGCGCACUCCCUCGCACUGGCGUCCAACAACGUGAAGCAGUUCUUUGGCUACAUGGCGCUCAGCCAGAGGGACCAGGCACUAAUGGCCAAGUUCCCAAAGCAAGGUGCACAGCGUUGUCUACCAUGGGACAAAAUCACUGGCAGCUCCGAGUACCAGGAGAUGCUGGGCAUCCCCCUCUACAGCCGCCUGCACAAGUGGGCCUUCUGUCAGCCUGACAUCGACGAGGAAUUCAAUAUGACCCUACUUCCCGACACGUAG